Aspergillus pseudonomiae is the source of this 1272-nucleotide messenger RNA. RefSeq lists its product as uncharacterized. The coding region runs from base 155 to 958 and encodes 267 amino acids. The transcript has 2 exons. The record is from RefSeq and is a predicted model, not a curated record. NCBI's taxonomy places the organism in Eukaryota, Fungi, Ascomycota, Eurotiomycetes, Eurotiales, Aspergillaceae.
CGUCUUCUACGGUGAAGCAGUCUUACCUCAGCGAAUAUAAGAAUAUAGCAGGUUUGCCCUAUUUCUCCACCGAUAUUUCUCCAGGUCGCUAGACUUACGUCAGCACAUCUGCCUCUCCUCACGCAGACAUAACAAAUACCCAUCCCGUCUAAGAAUGACCUGCUUCAGAAUGCGCGACGAACCCCCAGCCUACGAAGAAGCCGCAGGCUCCAGCUCGACCGCCAUCCCAGGCGACACCAAGACACAGUUGCAAGAUGAGGAUCAGCGAUCGCAAUACGGGCUGAUUUCCAUCUCGGGGUACGACCGUAUUCGUCUCAUGCGCUUCCCGGAAUCUGUUGUCGCGCUUGUAUCGGAGACACUCCAGAGACACUGGCCCAAGGGUAUACAAAAUGUAAAGGCCUACUAUGAGAGCACGGAGUUCAAGCUGCGUGGAAACCCUUUUGAACACGGCAAUGAUGAUGAGAAGGUUGCGCUGCGGAAUGUUAUCUUAGGGCUUCUGGAUGCUCUUGCGAGAGAGGGUUGGGGUGUUCAUCCUGCUGCCGGGGGGUUGGGGCGCAUAGGGAAUUAUAAGUCGUUUGGGCAGAAGGAUAGCUUGAUAUUCAAGCGCCAAGACUCACAACAGCUCUCAUGGAUGUGUAUCUCCUUCGACUCUGAAGACCUCAUGCACCUCAUCAACGCUCCUCCCGAGUUGGCCCUGUCCCUGGUUGCAGUCUUCGGGGACCGGAUCAAGAACUGUAACCAGGAUCUUGUGAGCGGAAACUUUGAGAUCAAGUUCCAAAAAAGGUUAUGGGCUAAGUCGUCGGACGAAGGAGCGGUGCUGAGUAGAGUGGCCAUACUAGAUGUGCUUCAGUGUCUGGAGGGCCAGGGGUUUACGUUGUGUUCGAGCUUGGAUAUCGACCAUGGCAAUGGGGGUGAGUUGUAUAAGAGUAGUGGGGAGACAUGGUUUUGUUGCCGUUGAGGUUGGCGAUGUGUAUGACUAUUAUGGAUUUCUUUGAGUAUAUGACUAACAUGGUAUGAACGUCGUGCUUUCAAGGAUAGUUGGGCUUUGAAAGCCUUAUUCCAUUUGAGUCAUUUGAUGCACCUCUCGUACGUCGAUAGAGUUUAAGACACCAUGGACAAGUUAAUAUCAGCCACGGACUCACCUUUGACCUUCGUCUAGCGAUUCUAAGAGUAGUAUAUACCGCUACAUCCACAUCAUAAUUCUCAAUUUAUUCCAUUAAUCAAGGGUACUUUUAUUACUAAAGCAGCCUCGAUCGUUCUGGCCCUCCUUUC